This is a messenger RNA of Coccinella septempunctata (seven-spotted ladybird), 2363 nucleotides long. It is a transcript of the gene Pus7, whose product is annotated as pseudouridylate synthase 7 homolog. Bases 165 to 2267 code for a protein of 700 amino acids. The record is from RefSeq and is a predicted model, not a curated record. Gene Ontology annotation, molecular function: pseudouridine synthase activity; RNA binding. Lineage: Eukaryota; Metazoa; Arthropoda; Insecta; Coleoptera; Coccinellidae. Gene Ontology annotation, cellular component: nucleus. The transcript has 7 exons. Gene Ontology annotation, biological process: pseudouridine synthesis.
GUUAUGAAAAACUAAAAAGUCUCUGAUUUAUUUCUGGUGCUAAAAUAACUCGGUUUCGUUUUGAGGAUAAUGUGUUAUUUCCCGAGAAGAUAUUAUUUCAAGUAAUUCUGUUCUCGUUAAGCCCUGCUCCCAAUAUUAAGGUUUAGAAGUUAAGUAGCCUCAUCAUGGAGUCUAAGAACAAUAAGAACUGUUCAAAAUUUAGUCACAAAAAGCGGUUUCAGAAACCUCAGUUUGAUCAUAAAAAUUAUACGAAAAAAACAUUUAGGCACGUUGACCAGGUAACUGAAACAGAAGUGGGGAUAUCAGAAUUUUUGAGCAAUCUGGAAGGGUUCAGUGGAGUCAUUAAAGCUAGAUACUCAGAUUUUCAUGUGAGUGAAGUGGAUCCAAGUGGUGCAGUAGCAGUUUUGACUAAUACUGAUAUUCCUAAAGAAGAGAAGGUCAUUAUCGAUUAUGCUUCUUUGGAGGAAUCUCCUAUUGAGACAUUACCACAAAACAUAUGGAAGGAUAUCAGAGAAAUGGUGAAGACUAAUUCUAAAGAAUCUGUUAAAUUUGAUGUCAGUGAUUUGGAAAAGGAAGAGCGAAAGAAUUUGCAUACAAAAGUAAAGGGGAUUUUUGGAAAUAAAAUUGACAGUAAUACAAUAGAAGAAGAUGGUAAAAAAUUUGUGAUUUUCAAAAAACCAACCCAGGGUUCUAAGGAAAGGUUCGUUUGGCCUGAGGGUAGAGGUGAUUAUGUCCAUUUCAUACUGUAUAAGGAAGCCCUAGACACAAUGACUGCUUGCUAUAGGGUUGCUGAUGUUACUAAAAUCAGACCUUCAUUUAUAACAUAUGCUGGUAUAAAAGAUAAAAGAGCUAAAACAACACAGUGGAUGUGUGUUAAACAAGUUGAACCUUGGAAGUUGAUCAUCAAAACAAAACCAAUAAGAAGCAUAAAAAUUGGUAAUAUUACAUUUAAAGAUACUCCUCUUAAACUUGGUGAUCUGAGAGGCAACAGAUUCAAAAUUGCUCUGAGAAAUGUAGCUGCUGAAAAUAUAGUUAUUGAAAAAGCUAUAGAACAUGUGAAAGAUAAUGGUUUCAUCAAUUACUAUGGGCUACAGCGGUUUGGGAAUGAUAAAGAAGCGCCAACUUACACAAUAGGCGUUAAACUUCUCUUAGGAAACUGGAAGGAAGCUUGUGAUCUGAUACUGAAACAGAAAAAAUCAGAUGACCCGCAUUCAGAUGUUGGAAAAGCCAAGAAAAUUUUUGCUGAGACUAAAGAUUCUGAAAAGGCUUUCAACUGUUUGAAUAGAAGUAAAAAUAACUGUGUUGAAGCUAAACUCCUUCAGGGAUUAGCGAGAGAAAAGGAUAAUUAUGUUAAUGCUUUAGAAAAUAUACCAAGAAAUAUGAGACUUUUAUACCUACACUCCUUUCAAAGUAUAGUUUGGAAUAAAAUGGUGAGCAUCAGAAUUAAAAAGUAUGGAUUGAAACCUGUUGAAAAUGAUUUGGUUGUUAUUAAUGAUGUAUUUGUUGAAAAUGAAAUAGGAGUUGACGAAUCUUUUGUAGAGAAUUUCAUAGAUGGCAAAGAUGAACAAGAAAAUAACCCUGAGAUACAUAAACAGAAGCAGCAAGUUAAAGCUCUGACUGAGUCAGAAUUAUCAAAAUAUACAAUAUAUGAUAUUGUGUUACCAUUACCUGGUUAUGAUGUUAUAUAUCCUGAAAAUUUGAAGGAGGAAUAUAAGGAAGAAUUGGGAAAAUAUGGUUUAACAUUAGAAAUGCCCAAACAAAGCGUAAAAACAUACACGCUGUCGGGGGCCUACAGAAAAAUUCUGGGUAGUGUUCAAGACCUUAAGUGGAAAGUAAUGAAAUAUAACGAUCCAAAUAAUAGUUUGAUACUGUCUGACUUUGACGUACUCAGAAAAAUUGAGGAACCCAAAGAUAUUCCAGAUGGUAAAUUCAAAGCAGUAAUACUAGAGUUUACUUUGGACGCUUCAGUUUAUGCAACAAUGGUUCUGAGGGAAAUAAUGAAAAUUGACACUUCUCCUAGUGCACAAGUGAAACUGAAUGACUAUGCCAAUCCUAGUGAUGAUUCUGCAAAGAUAGCUGUCACCAAUGGUAGCACCAAAGAAGAAGAAAAUGUAAUCAGCAAUGGACUUAUGCAUAACAGCAUAUUGAAUAACAAAGAAAAAAUGGAAGAAUUUAAAAGAAGUAUAUAUGGAGAUACAACCAAACGUAGAAAUGAAGAAGAAGAAGAUGAUAAGAAGUCUCCUAAGAAACAAAAGACAGACGAUUGAUGAAAUACUUCAUCAGCUUUACCAUUUGUUUUUUAGGUUAAGAUUUUGGAUAUUAUUUAUUUAUAUACCUGACACAAUAAAGAAUAUGUUUUUAUA